AUGCCUCGGGAUCAGAAGAGUAAGCUCCAAGGCCAAGAAAAAUGCCACGAGACUGAAGGUAGGAUCCAGGAUCUCCAGAGUGCUCAGGCCCCUGCAACAGAGGAGGAAGGAUUUCCCUCUCCACCUUCUCCUUAUAUGAGAGUUAUUACCCAUACAAAAUUAGCUUGUAGGCUGCAGAGAGCUCUUUCUACCAUUGAGUUUAACAUUGGUUCUCCUACAAGAGCAAAUGAAGGAGAUAACUACAGAAUUAAGAGAAAACAGCAUUCUUCCCAGGCUUCAGCCUCCACUGUAAAGCGCCCGCAGAGCUCUCUAAUCAGGACAGUUCUCAUGGUGGUGAAGUACAUGAUGCACAUGUAUAAAAUGAAGAGACCCAUUCUGAAAGUAGACAUGAUGAAGAUGAUCACCAAAAAGCAUAGGAAGCGCUUCUUUGAGAUCCUCAUUCAAGCUUCUUUCAACAUAGAGGUGGUUUUCGGUGUAGACUUAAAGGAAGUGGACUCUACAAAGCAUUCAUACAUCCUCGUCAGCAAAAUGGAUCUCCCCUACAAUGGCACUGUGAGUAGAGGCAGGGGAUUUCCCAAGACUAGCCUGUUAAUGAAUCUCCUAGGUAUGAUAUCCCUGAGAGGAAACUGUGCCACUGAGGAAAAGAUCUGGGAAUUCCUGAAUAAGAUGAAAAUAUAUGAUGGAAAGAAGCAUUUCAUUUUUGGGGAACCCAGGAAGCUUAUCACUCAAGAUCUAGUGAAGCUUAAAUACCUGGAGUACCGUCAAGUACCCAACAGUCAUCCUGCAAGCUAUGAAUUUCUGUGGGGCCCAAGAUCUCAUGCUGAGACAAGCAAGAUGAAAAUCCUGGAGUUUUGAGCUAAGAUCAACCACACAGUGCCCAGUGCCUUUGAGUCCUGGUAUGAUGAGGCUUUGAAAGAUGAGGAAGAAAAAGCUGGAGCUGCAGUUGUACAUGGUGACACUUUAAUCCACAGCAAUUAA
This is a messenger RNA of Arvicola amphibius (Eurasian water vole), 978 nucleotides long. RefSeq names its product melanoma-associated antigen B3-like. Lineage: Eukaryota; Metazoa; Chordata; Mammalia; Rodentia; Cricetidae. The record is from RefSeq and is a predicted model, not a curated record. Gene Ontology annotation, biological process: negative regulation of transcription by RNA polymerase II. Gene Ontology annotation, cellular component: nucleus.